Nicotiana attenuata is the source of this 2150-nucleotide messenger RNA. Its product is annotated as GDP-L-galactose phosphorylase 2-like. NCBI's taxonomy places the organism in Eukaryota, Viridiplantae, Streptophyta, Magnoliopsida, Solanales, Solanaceae. Bases 546 to 1865 code for a protein of 439 amino acids. The transcript has 5 exons. The record is from RefSeq and is a predicted model, not a curated record. Gene Ontology annotation, biological process: glucose metabolic process. Gene Ontology annotation, molecular function: GDP-D-glucose phosphorylase activity. Gene Ontology annotation, cellular component: cytoplasm.
AACAUGAAUUCUAAGUCAAACGUUCAAACUGACGACCAACCACUAUACCCAAGAGAGAGACAAUAACUCAAAAGCGGCGAAGGAGAGAAAGCACCGGAGCACCUCCUUUAAUCUUAUUAUUAUCAUUCAAUUCAAUUCAAUUUUUGCAUCAUUCCAAUUUGAUCUUCCCAAAAAACAAUGAAGGAGGAUUUUCCCCGCUAAUCUUUCGUUGAUCCUACAAAAUUCAAUCACGGCUCUUCUCGGAUCUUUCGCUUUUAUUCUAACAAUUGAUCAUCGCCGGAAAGUGUUGACCGUUGACAAUCCAAGUCUUCUGGUGGACGACAAGCACCGGAUCCCUUCCCCUCACGGCGGUAGGGGUGCCUCUCCUUCUGAAGGCGGUUGCCCCUCCGAUCUCCUCUUCCUCGCCGGCGGCGGUCCCCUUCUUCCUCUCUCCUAAUUUUUCUUAUUUGUAAAGCGCACAUACGGAUUUAGAUACUGGUGUAGAUUACGUAUAGCAUACGCAGAAAAUAUAUUAUUCAUCAUCCAUCCAAGAAUAAUAGGAGGGGAUGCUGACUAUUAAAAGGGUGCCGACCGUUGUUUCCAAUUACCAAGAGGAUGUUCCUGAUAGCAACAACGUAGUGGGUUGUGGCCGCAAUUGCCUUGGAAAAUGCUGCUUGCCUGUUUCCAGGCUUCCUCUUUAUGCAUUCAAGAAUGAUGACAAUGAGCCAAUUGAAAACGAUAUUGAUACCUUGCCUGGGGAGGAUUGUCAGAUAUCUUUUUUGAACGAUUUGUUGUUAGGCCUAUGGGAAGAGCGGAUGAGCCAGGGACUGUUUCGAUAUGAUGUGACAACCUGUGAGACGAAAGUCAUUCCUGGGAGAUAUGGUUUUAUUGCACAGCUGAAUGAGGGGCGCCACCUAAAGAAGCGCCCAACAGAGUUUCGCAUCGAUCAGGUUCUUCAGCCUUUUGACGAGAACAAAUUUAAUUUUACCAAAGUGGGCCAGGAGGAAGUGCUUUUCAGGCUUGAGCCAAGCACUGACUACAAGGCUCAUUACUUUUCGGGCGUGGGAGUAGAUGCUGGUAUUUCACCUAGUAUUGUUGCUAUCAAUGUGAGCCCAAUCGAGUAUGGCCAUGUGCUUUUGAUACCUCGAGUUCUUGAUUACUUACCCCAGAGAAUUGAUCGUGAUAGUUUCACGGUUGCUCUCUAUUUCGCCAGAGAACUGGCAGAUCCCUUCUUUAGGGUAGGUUAUAACAGUUUGGGCGCCUUCGCCACCAUAAACCACCUCCACUUCCAGGCAUAUUACUUGUCAGUGCCAUUUCCAGUUGAGAAAGCACCAAUGCGGAGGAUACUGAUAAGGAAGGGGCUGGGUGACACUGGAGUGGUUGUUUCCAAGUUAUUAAAUUACCCUGUACGAGGUUUUGCUUUUGAAGGUGGAAAUGGAAGUACAGUGCGUGAUUUGUCUGAGGCUGUUGUCAAUUCCUGCAUUUCCCUUCAGAAUAAGAACAUACCUUUCAACAUUCUCAUUGCUCAGUGUGGGAAGAAGAUUUUUCUGUUUCCUCAGUGUUAUGCAGAGAAGCAAGCACUUGGAGUUGUAGACCAGGAGCUCCUCGAUACUCAGGUGAACCCUGCUGUGUGGGAAAUUAGUGGACAUAUGGUGCUUAAGCGAAGAAAAGAUUACAAUGAUGCAUCAGAGGAAUAUGCGUUGAAACUUCUUUCUGAAGUUUCUUUAUCGGAGGAGAGAUUCCAAGAAGUGAAGGGUUAUAUUGCUGAAGCAGCUGAUUUGCAAGAAGCGGAGGAUAAAACCAUCAAUCCAGAGAAGGAAAUUCCAGAUUCUCCUGGUCCGCAAGUUGCGUCACAUAUGCCUCAAGAUUGUUUGGUAUUACACUGAAGAAUUUGUGGCCUGCCCGCUCUUGCAGGAUUUAAUAAAGGUUGAAGUAUCUAGUGUUUAUGUGUGUGCUACUUUUUGCAGCAUCUUGUUCGAUGCAUAUUGUUGUAGUAGUUGGAGUUGGUAAUCCCUACAUAGUGUUUUGUACAUAUGCUUUGUUUUUAAUGCCUGCGGGCUUCGGCCUUUGGCAGGAAUGUUCAAUAAAUAUUAUCGUACCUUUUUGUUGGUGAUUAACUGAUUAUAUUACCAAGUGAUCUAAUGAACGCCACCGCGCACCUGUCCCAGUUC